Umbelopsis ramanniana AG is the source of this 892-nucleotide messenger RNA. RefSeq lists its product as uncharacterized. The coding region runs from base 246 to 725 and encodes 159 amino acids. The transcript has 3 exons. Gene Ontology annotation, cellular component: cytosol. Lineage: Eukaryota; Fungi; Mucoromycota; Umbelopsidomycetes; Umbelopsidales; Umbelopsidaceae. The record is from RefSeq and is a predicted model, not a curated record.
CCAAUUUUACACCUCUUAGUAGAAGUGACAUCUUCCUCUCCUUUCCCCACUCAUUCUUCAAAUUUGUCAUCUUAUUUCAUAUUGAUCUGUAUAAUCAGAGACCGUGGAUAUUGUAGAUAUUGCAUUAACACCAUUUUUAACAAUCGUCUUCCGUUUACCUUGGUGCCAAUUUUGUGACUGCAAGUUUUUUGAGAGUGUGGGCUCAACACAAGCUCGCUUGAAUUCAAGUCUGAGGCAUUUUUCACAUGUCAUCACAUGAACCAUUUUGGGAACCUCAGCUUUUAAAAAGGGCAGUUCUCUCUGACCGUUCUUUCAGCUCUACUUUCACAAAUAUGUCUGAUAUCAAGGUUCCCGGUUUCCAAAGCUCUGAAGUCUUUGCUUCAAUCAAGUCUGCUUUUGAUGCUCUCCCAGCAGACCAAAAGGCCAAGCUUCUCAAGCAGGUCAACGGUAUCUUCGAGUUCGUGAUUAAGAAUGACGAAGGAAAGGAAGAGACCUUCACUGUCGACUUGAAGAAGGAGGGUGCUGUUCUCAAGGGCAAGGGUCCCAACAAGGCUGAUGCUAUCCUCUCCCUCAAGGAUGCCGACUUUAUUGACCUUGCUUCUGGCAAGUUGAACGGUCAAAAGGCAUUCAUGAGCGGAAAGUUGAAGAUCCGUGGUCAAAUGAUGCUCGCCACUAAGCUUGAUACCGUCUUCAAGCAAUUGGCCCCCGCAAAGGCCAAGUUGUAAAGAAGGCUACACUCGCUCCCUUUUGUUUUCUCUUGCGUAAUACUCAGAAAUAAAGUAUAAAAAUUCAAAUGCAUAUUAUGAGUGAAGUUGACUAUCGAAAGAAGAGAUAGUAUGCAAGGGCGACUACAAAUACAAUAAAGAACACCAUAUAGCACAUUGUCAUUCCG